Puccinia triticina is the source of this 660-nucleotide messenger RNA. RefSeq lists its product as uncharacterized. NCBI's taxonomy places the organism in Eukaryota, Fungi, Basidiomycota, Pucciniomycetes, Pucciniales, Pucciniaceae. The transcript is spliced from 3 exons. The record is from RefSeq and is a predicted model, not a curated record. The coding region runs from base 1 to 660 and encodes 219 amino acids.
AUGCCGAGCUCAAAAUCGGGAUCUACUGGGCACGAUCCACCCAAUUCUGGACCAGAUGAUGGUGAAGCUGGACCGUUGAUUUCAAACGAUGCUGCCAUGGCAUCUGAUCUUGCGACACACGACGCAGAAGCAAAGCGCUUGCAAGCCGAGAUUGAGUUACACUCGUCGGCAAUUCAAGAGGCCCAUUGCAAGAUGCUUUCCAGCCAGUCGCUCAGCAAGGCUUAUCAGAACCUUGAAAAGAAUAAGAAGAAGCAGAAAACUGCCAAAUCUCGCUCUAGUCACCAGAGAAGGCCCCACCAGCCAAUUAGUGGAGACGUCUGUAACCUUGUGGAACGCUCAAUCUUUGAUCAAAACAAGAAACAAACUGAGGUCGCCAAAGACUUUCAAAUUUCCGACCGGCAAAUCACCAGUGAUAUCUUGGUUUCCAUUCUUCUGCACCUGGAAGAAGACCCAAAAUCAACUCUUUCCGACCUCGCGAAAUUAUCUAGCUCCGCUUUCCCUGGCCCUCCUCCCACAAGCUCUCAACCUCUGCGCCCCACGCACCACACAAGCCAGCCAGCAGUUAAUUUCCCGCUCAACAACAACAUUGACCUUACUGUCUCCAACUCCUCCGACAACAACACCCCUGCUCCCAACAAGCUCCCCUUCCACUGCAACUAA